GGGUCUCGGGGAAACGUGCGCUCUUCGGAUUGGACGAAUUGCACUGGCCGUAAUCUGGAGCUUAUGCAAACCCGUGCCCGCCUUACGGAGCAGGUGCGUGCGUGCCAGGGGGCGAGCAGUGCAUCCGUUCCGGCUGCCGGAACGAUCGAGCUUUCGGUCGCUGUACGGAAUUCAAAUUCUUGCACAGACUAGGGACCUGAUGCCGCCCCCGUAACCACGGCUUAAAUAUGCCCUUGGUUGGGCUGGGAAGCUCAGUACCGAGGGUGUCGCUCGGGUGUACACAGCACACUGAACUGCUCAGCAGAGACACAUAUUCCAAGGACAAACGGUUCAGUUCAGGCAGCACCACGUUGACAAGAUGCAACUGUUCGUUAUCUGCCUGCUGGUGGCCAGCACGGCCGCGUUCACGAUGUUUGGCCCCCACAUUCGUAUCGCGCCGGGCCAGAAACCCAAUGAGAUAGUUCUGCACUUUCGCAAUCCGUGCAACAACAAAACCAGCACCACCACCCUGAAGCCGCCAUCGCCUCCUUGCCCCUCUCAUCCUACAACUCCCGCUUGUGAGCACCGCAUUACCAGUGCGGCUCCGAUGAAGCCGAAUUGUCCACAUGCCACCACUACUCCGCACAAUUGUGGUCAAGACACUACGAGCUCCAGCGGGGCUACUACACCAAAGCCCACACUGGAAACAACAAAAUGGACAACUUUUAAAACAACUCAGACAACAACACGAGGAUCAACCACUCUGAAACCAACUGAAAGUACGACGACAGGAGCGACAACACUGAAACAAACGGAUGGAACGACGGCCAAGCCAACAACUCAGAAACCAACUGAUGGAACUACGGCCAAGCCGACAACUCUGAAACCAACUGAGGAAACGAGUGCCAAGCCAACAACUCAGAAACCAACUGAGGGAACUACGGCCAAGCCGACAACUCUGAAACCAACUGAGGGAACAUCGGCCAAGCCAACAACUCAGAAACCAACUGAUGGAACUACGGCCAAGCCGACAACUCAGAAACCAACGGAGGGAACAUCGGCCAAGCCAACAACUCAGAAACCAACGGAGGGAACGAGUGCCAAGACGACAACUCAGAAACCAACGGAGGGAACAUCGGCCAAGCCAACAACUCAGAAACCAACGGACGGAACGAGUGCCAAGCCAACAACUCAGAAACCAACGGAGGGAACAUCGGCCAAGCCAACAACUCAGAAACCAACGGAGGGAACGAGUGCCAAGACGACAACUCAGAAACCAACGGAGGGAACAUCGGCCAAGCCAACAACUCAGAAACCAACGGAGGGAACGAGUGCCAAGCCGACAACUCAGAAAACAACGGAGGGAACAUCGGCCAAGCCAACAACUCAGAAACCAACGGAGGGAACGAGUGCCAAGCCGACAACUCAGAAACCAACGGAGGGAACAUCGGCCAAGCCAACAACUCAGAAACCAACUGAGGGAACUACGGCCAAGCCGACAACUCUGAAACCAACUGAGGGAACAUCAGCCAAGCCAACAACUCAGAAACCAACUGAGGGAACUACGGCCAAGCCAACAACUCUGAAACCAACUGAGGGAACAUCGGCCAAGCCAACAACUCUGAAACCAACUGAGGGAACUACGGCCAAGCCGACAACUCUGAAACCAACUGAGGGAACAUCGGCCAAGCCAACAACUCUGAAACCAACUGAGGGAACAUCAGCCAAGCCAACAACUCAGAAACCAACUGAGGGAACUACGGCCAAGCCUACAACUUUGAAACCAACUGAGGGAACUACGGCCAAGCCGACAACUCUGAAACCAACUGAGGGAACUACGGCCAAGCCGACAACUCUGAAACCAACUGAGGGAACUACGGCCAAGCCGACAACUCUGAAACCAACUGAGGGAACUACGGCCAAGCCUACAACUUUGAAACCAACUGAGGGAACUACGGCCAAGCCGACAACUCUGAAACCAACUGAGGGAACUACGGCCAAGCCGACAACUCUGAAACCAACUGAGGGAACUACGGCCAAGCCGACAACUCUGAAACCAACUGAGGGAACAUCGGCCAAGCCAACAACUCAGAAACCAACUGAGGGAACUACGGCCAAGCCGACAACUUUGAAACCAACUGAGGGAACAUCGGCCAAGCCGACAACUCUGAAACCAACUGAGGGAACUACGGCCAAUCCUACAACUUUGAAACCAACUGAGGGAACAUCGGCCAAGCCAACAACUCUGAAACCAACUGAGGGAACUUCUGCCAAGCCAACAACUCUAAAACCAACUGAGGGAACUACUGCCAAGCCAACAACUCAGAAACCAACAGACGGAACUACGGCCAAGCCUACAACUUUAAAAACAACUGAGGGAACAUCGGCCAAGCCAACAACUCAGAAGCCAACGGAGGGAACAAGUGCCAAACCAACAACUCUGAAACCAACUGAGGGAACUACGGCCAAGCCGACAACUCUGAAACCAACUGAGGGAACAUCGGCCAAGCCAACAACUCUGAAACCAACUGAGGGAACUACGGCCAAGCCGACAACUCUGAAACCAACUGAGGGAACUACGGCCAAGCCAACAACUCUGAAACCAACUGAGGGAACAUCGGCCAAGCCAACAACUCUGAAACCAACUGAGGGAACUACGGCCAAGCCGACAACUCUGAAACCAACUGAGGGAACAUCGGCCAAGCCAACAACUCUGAAACCAACUGAGGGAACAUCGGCCAAGCCAAGAACUCUGAAACCAACUGAGGGAACUACGGCCAAGCCGACAACUCUGAAACCAACUGAGGGAACAUCGGCCAAGCCAACAACUCUGAAACCAACUGAGGGAACAUCAGCCAAGCCAACAACUCAGAAACCAACUGAGGGAACUACGGCCAAGCCAACAACUCUGAAACCAACUGAGGGAACAUCGGCCAAGCCAACAACUCUGAAGCCAACUGAGGGAACUACGGCCAAGCCGACAACUCUAAAACCAACUGAGGGAACUACUGCCAAGCCGACAACUCUGAAACCAACUGAGGGAACAUCGGCCAAGCCAACAACUCUGAAACCAACUGAGGGAACAUCGGCCAAGCCAACAACUCUGAAGCCAACUGAGGGAACUACGGCCAAGCCGACAACUCUAAAACCAACUGAGGGAACUACUGCCAAGCCGACAACUCUGAAACCAACUGAGGGAACAUCGGCCAAUCCUACAACUUUGAAACCAACUGAGGGAACAUCGGCCAAGCCAACAACUCUGAAACCAACUGAGGGAACAUCGGCCAAGCCUACAACUUUAAAAACAACUGAGGGAACAUCGGCCAAGCCAACAACUCAGAAGCCAACGGAGGGAACAAGUGCCAAACCAACAACUCUGAAACCAACUGAGGGAACUACGGCCAAGCCAACAACUCUGAAACCAACUGAGGGAACUACGGCCAAGCCGACAACUCUGAAACCAACUGAGGGAACUACGGCCAAGCCGACAACUCUGAAACCAACUGAGGGAACAUCGGCCAAGCCAACAACUCUGAAACCAACUGAGGGAACUACGGCCAAGCCGACAACUCUGAAACCAACUGAGGGAACAUCGGCCAAGCCAACAACUCUGAAACCAACUGAGGGAACAUCAGCCAAGCCAACAACUCAGAAACCAACUGAGGGAACUACGGCCAAGCCAACAACUCUGAAACCAACUGAGGGAACAUCGGCCAAGCCAACAACUCUGAAACCAACUGAGGGAACAUCGGCCAAGCCAACAACUCUGAAGCCAACUGAGGGAACUACGGCCAAGCCGACAACUCUAAAACCAACUGAGGGAACUACUGCCAAGCCGACAACUCUGAAACCAACUGAGGGAACAUCGGCCAAGCCAACAACUCAGAAACCAACUGAGGGAACAUCGGCCAAGCCAACAACUCUGAAGCCAACUGAGGGAACUACGGCCAAGCCGACAACUCUAAAACCAACUGAGGGAACUACUGCCAAGCCGACAACUCUGAAACCAACUGAGGGAACAUCGGCCAAGCCAACAACUCUGAAACCAACUGAGGGAACUACGGCCAAGCCGACAACUCUGAAACCAACUGAGGAAACAUCGGCCAAGCCAACAACUCUGAAACCAACUGAGGGAACAUCGGCCAAGCCAACAACUCUGAAACCAACUGAGGGAACAUCGGCCAAGCCAACAACUCUGAAACCAACUGAGGGAACAUCGGCCAAGCCAACAACUCUGAAACCAACUGAGGGAACUACGGCCAAGCCGACAACUCUAAAACCAACUGAGGGAACUACUGCCAAGCCGACAACUCUGAAACCAACUGAGGGAACAUCGGCCAAGCCAACAACUCAGAAACCAACUGAGGGAACUACGGCCAAGCCGACAACUCUGAAACCAACUGAGGGAACAUCGGCCAAGCCAACAACUCAGAAACCAACUGAGGGAACUACGGCCAAGCCGACAACUUUGAAACCAACUGAGGGAACAUCGGCCAAGCCAACAACUCAGAAACCAACUGAGGGAACUACGGCCAAGCCAACAACUCUGAAACCAACUGAUGGAACUACUGCCAAGCCGACAACUCAGAAACCAACGGAGGGAACAUCGGCCAAGCCAACAACUAAGAAACCAACUGAGGGAACUACGGCCAAGUCAACAACUCUGAAACCAACUGAGGGAACUACUGCCAAGCCGACAACUCUGAAACCAACUGAGGGAACAAGUGCCAAGCCGACAACUCUGAAACCAACUGAGGGAACAUCGGCCAAGCCAACAACUCUGAAACCAACUGAGGGAACAUCGGCCAAGCCAACAACUCUGAAACCAACUGAGGGAACUACUGCCAAGCCGACAACUCUGAAACCAACUGAGGGAACAUCGGCCAAGCCAACAACUCUGAAACCAACUGAGGGAACAUCGGCCAAGCCAACAACUCUGAAACCAACUGAGGGAACUACUGCCAAGCCGACAACUCUGAAACCAACUGAGGGAACAUCGGCCAAGCCAACAACUCUGAAACCAACUGAGGGAACAUCGGCCAAGCCAACAACUCAGAAACCAACUGAGGGCACUACGGCCAAGCCGACAACUCUGAAACCAACUGAGGGAACUACGGCCAAGCCAACAACUCUGAAACCAACUGAGGGAACAUCGGCCAAGCCAACAACUCUGAAACCAACUGAGGGAACUACUGCCAAGCCGACAACUCUGAAACCAACUGAGGGAACAUCGGCCAAGCCAACAACUCUGAAACCAACUGAGGGAACAUCGGCCAAGCCAACAACUCUGAAACCAACUGAGGGAACUACUGCCAAGCCGACAACUCUGAAACCAACUGAGGGAACAUCGGCCAAGCCAACAACUCUGAAACCAACUGAGGGAACAUCGGCCAAGCCAACAACUCAGAAACCAACUGAGGGCACUACGGCCAAGCCGACAACUCUGAAACCAACUGAGGGAACUACGGCCAAGCCAACAACUCAGAAGCCAACUGAGGGAACUACGGCCAAGCCAACAACUCUGAAACCAACUGAGGGAACAUCGGCCAAGCCAACAACUCUGAAACCAACUGAGGGAACUACUGCCAAGCCGACAACUCUGAAACCAACUGAGGGAACAAGUGCCAAGCCGACAACUCAGAAACCAACGGAGGGAACGAGUGCCAAGCCAACAACUCUAAAACCAACUGAGGGAACUACGGACAAGCCAACAACUCAGAAGCCAACGGAGGGAACAAGUGCCAAGCCGACAACUCUGAAACCAACCGAGGGAACAUCGGCCAAGCCAACAACUCUGAAACCAACUGAGGGAACAUCGGCCAAGCCAACAACUCAGAAGCCAACGGAGGGAACAAGUGCCAAGCCGACAACUCUGAAACCAACUGAGGGAACAUCGCCCAAACCAACAACUCAGAAACCAACGGAGGGAACUACGGCCAAGCCGACAACUCUAAAACCAACUGAGGGAACUACUGCCAAGCCAACAACUCUGAAACCAACUGAGGGAACUACGGCCAAGCCAACAACUCUGAAACCAACUGAGGGAACAUCGGCCAAGCCAACAACUCUGAAACCAACUGAGGGAACAUCGGCCAAGCCAACAACUCAGAAACCAACUGAGGGAACUACGGCCCAGCCGACAACUCUGAAACCAACUGAGGGAACAAGUGCCAAGCCGACAACUCAGAAACCAACUGAGGGAACUACUGCCAAGCCAACAACUCUGAAACCAACUGAGGGAACUACGGCCAAGCCAACAACUCUGAAACCAACUGAGGGAACAUCGGCCAAGCCAACAACUCUGAAACCAACUGAGGGAACAUCGGCCAAGCCAACAACUCAGAAACCAACUGAGGGAACUACGGCCAGGCCAACAACUCAGAAACCAACGGAGGGAACGAGUGCCAAGCCAACAACUCUGAAACCAACUGAGGGAACAUCGGCCAAGCCAACAACUCAGAAACCAACUAAGGGAACAUCGGCCAAGCCAACAACUCAGAAACCAACUGAGGGAACUACGGCCAAGCCGACAACUCUAAAACCAACUGAGGGAACUACGGCCAAGCCAACAACUCAGAAGCCAACGGAGGGGACAAGUGCCAAGCCGACAACUCUGAAACCAACUGAGGGAACAUCGGCCAAACCAACAACUCAGAAACCAACUGAGGGAACAUCGGCCAAGCCAACAACUCUGAAGCCAACUGAGGGAACUACGGCCAAGCCGACAACUCUAAAACCAACUGAGGGAACUACUGCCAAGCCAACAACUCUGAAACCAACUGAGGGAACAUCGGCCAAGCCAACAACUCAGAAACCAACUGAGGGAACAUCGGCCAAGCCAACAACUCUGAAGCCAACUGAGGGAACGACGGCCAAGCCGACAACUCUAAAACCAACAGAGGGAACUACUGCCAAGCCAACAACUCUGAAACCAACUGAGGGAACUACGGCCAAGCCAACAACUCUGAAACCAACUGAGGAAACAUCGGCCAAGCCAACAACUCAGAAACCAACUGAGGGAACAUCGGCCAAGCCAACAACUCAGAAACCAACUGAGGGAACAUCGGCCAAGCCAACAACUCAGAAACCAACUGAGGGAACUACGGCCCAGCCGACAACUCUGAUACCAACUGAGGGAACUACUGCCAAGCCAACAACUCUGAAACCAACUGAGGGAACUACUGCCAAGCCGACAACUCUAAAACCAACUGAGGGAACUACUGCCAAGCCGACAACUCUAAAACCAACUGAGGGAACUACGGCCAAGCCAACAACUCUGAAACCAACUGAGGGAACAUCGGCCAAGCCAACAACUCUGAAACCAACUGAGGGAACAUCGGCCAAGCCAACAACUCAGAAACCAACUGAGGGAACUACGGCCCAGCCGACAACUCUGAUACCAACUGAGGGAACUACUGCCAAGCCGACAACUCUGAAACCAACUGAGGGAAUAUCGGCCAAGCCAACAACUCUGAAACCAACUGAGGGAACAUCGGCCAAGCCAACAACUCAGAAACCAACUGAGGGAACUACGGCCCAGCCGACAACUCUGAAACCAACUGAGGGAACAAGUGCCAAGCCGACAACUCAGAAACCAACUGAGGGAACUACUGCCAAGCCAACAACUCUGAAACCAACUGAGGGAACAUCGGCCAAGCCAACAACUCAGAAACCAACUGAGGGAACUACGGCCAGGCCAACAACUCAGAAACCAACGGAGGGAACAAGUGCCAAGCCGACAACUCAGAAACCAACUGAGGGAACAACUGCCAAGCCAACAACUCUGAAACCAACUGAGGGAACAUCGGCCAAGCCAACAACUCUGAAACCAACUGAGGGAACUACGGCCAAGCCAACAACUCAGAAACCAACUGAGGGAACUACGGCCAGGCCAACAACUCAGAAACCAACGGAGGGAACGAGUGCCAAGCCAACAACUCAGAAACCAACUGAGGGAACAUCGGCCAAGCCAACAACUCAGAAACCAACUGAGGGAACUACGGCCAGGCCAACAACUCAGAAACCAACGGAGGGAACGAGUGCCAAGCCAACAACUCUGAAACCAACUGAGGGAACAUCGGCCAAGCCAACAACUCAGAAACCAACUAAGGGAACAUCGGCCAAGCCAACAACUCAGAAACCAACGGAGGGAACAAGUGCCAAGCCGACAACUCUAAAACCAACUGAGGGAACUACUGCCAAGCCAACAACUCUGAAACCAACUGAGGGAACUACGGCCAAGCUAACAACUCUGAAACCAACUGAGGAAACGAGUGCCAAGCCAACAACUCUGAAACCAACUGAGGGAACAUCGGCCAAGCCAACAACUCUGAAACCAACUGAGGGAACAUCGGCCAAGCCAACAACUCAGAAACCAACUGAGGGAACUACGGCCCAGCCGACAACUCUGAAACCAACUGAGGGAACUACUGCCAAGCCGACAACUCUGAAACCAACUGAGGGAACAUCGGCCAAGCCAACAACUCUGAAACCAACUGAGGGAACAUCGGCCAAGCCAACAACUCAGAAACCAACUGAGGGAACGAGUGCCAAGCCAACAACUCUGAAACCAACUGAGGGAACAUCGGCCAAGCCAACAACUCAGAAACCAACUAAGGGAACAUCGGCCAAGCCAACAACUCAGAAACCAACUGAGGGAACUACGGCCAAGCCGACAACUCUAAAACCAACUGAGGGAACUACGGCCAAGCCAACAACUCAGAAGCCAACGGAGGGGACAAGUGCCAAGCCGACAACUCUGAAACCAACUGAGGGAACAUCGGCCAAACCAACAACUCAGAAACCAACUGAGGGAACAUCGGCCAAGCCAACAACUCUGAAGCCAACUGAGGGAACUACGGCCAAGCCGACAACUCUAAAACCAACUGAGGGAACUACUGCCAAGCCAACAACUCUGAAACCAACUGAGGGAACAUCGGCCAAGCCAACAACUCAGAAACCAACUGAGGGAACAUCGGCCAAGCCAACAACUCUGAAGCCAACUGAGGGAACGACGGCCAAGCCGACAACUCUAAAACCAACAGAGGGAACUACUGCCAAGCCAACAACUCUGAAACCAACUGAUGGAACUACGGCCAAGCCUACAACUCAGAAACCAACUGAUGGAACUACGGCCAAGCCGACAACUCUGAAACCAACUGAGGGAACUACGGCCAAGCCGACAACUUUGAAACCAACUGAGGGAACUACGGCCAAGCCGACAACUUUGAAACCAACUGAGGGAACUACUGCCAAGCCGACAACUCUGAAACCAACUGAGGGAACAUCGGCCAAGCCAACAACUCUGAAACCAACUGAGGGAACUACGGCCAAGCCGACAACUCUGAAACCAACUGAUGGAACUACGGCCAAGCCUACAACUCAGAAACCAACUGAUGGAACUACGGCCAAGCCUACAACUCAGAAACCAACGGAAGCAACGACUGCCAAGCCAACAACUCAGAAACCAACUGAUGGAACUACGGCCAAGCCGACAACUCUGAAACCAACGGAAGCAACGACUGCCAAGCCAACAACUCAGAAACCAACUGAGGGAACUACGGCCAAGCCUACAACUCUGAGGCCUACGGACGGAACAACGCCACAGCGGACUUCUCAGCGGACGACAACCUUUAAGCCAACAUCGGAGAAGACGACUACGGAAUCUCUCCCUCCGUUUAUUAUCUUUGAUGUGAUAACUGGAACACCAUUACCAAGCACGCUCAAUAUUUCGUAAAGCAUCAUCAAACAGAACUACAGUAGUGAUAAACCAAUUGAAUCCAUAAUUAAUGUAAAUUUUAAUUCUAGUAAACU
Molecule: messenger RNA, 9792 nt
Organism: Drosophila sechellia
Lineage: Eukaryota; Metazoa; Arthropoda; Insecta; Diptera; Drosophilidae
Gene: Muc12Ea
Product: Mucin 12Ea
Exons: 1
Coding region: 359-9715 (3118 amino acids)
Source: RefSeq, a predicted model, not a curated record